Aspergillus chevalieri is the source of this 1881-nucleotide messenger RNA. It is a transcript of the gene WHI3, whose product is annotated as cell cycle RNA binding protein whi3. The record is from RefSeq and is a predicted model, not a curated record. Bases 1 to 1881 code for a protein of 626 amino acids. Gene Ontology annotation, molecular function: mRNA binding. Lineage: Eukaryota; Fungi; Ascomycota; Eurotiomycetes; Eurotiales; Aspergillaceae. The transcript has a single exon.
AUGAGCGGCAGUUCGAGUCAGUCUACCCGUACAAGCCCUGGGUCCUACAGUACCACACAGCGCACCGCAUCAAUCUCGUCCGGUUCCUCGCCGCCGCAGUACUCCCUCCCCUCAUCUUCGCUGCCGCCCACGACGGCCCAGAAUGCGAUGUCGACCGACGUGUAUAGCCCAACCGCGUCGCAUCCACCAACUUCGUUCAGCAACUCAUUUUCCCACCCAUUCUCCCCCAUUGGCACGUCUUCCGCCUUCGACGGCGCUGCUCCCGCCACCAUGCGUCUAAAUGAACCCGACCGGUCCGCGCAAAGUCUCAACGGCUUCUCCCGCGCGGGCAGCAUUGGUGGCGGCGCGAUUCUGAUGCGAAAGCUCCCACGAAACACCAGUCGCGAGGCCUUGCGCAGCAUGUUGCUCUUCGCCAAGGACUUUGUGGACGCCGACUUCGUCCCAGUCGAUCUGCCGGAGGAUACUGGAUACCUGAGCGCAAUCGCCCGCUUCAACUCCAUGGCUGCUGCGGAGGAAGCGAGAGCCUUAUUGCAUGGCAAGCCCAACUCGAAGAAUGACGCGAACAUGAUUGUCGAGAUCGUCCAUGGCUCGGUCGGCCCUAACCUCAACCCCGGUCGCCGAAACACCAUCGACUAUACCGCGACUCGGAACCUCCUGGGCAACGUCCCCACGAACGGUCCUAUGUCGCGUUCGUCGCGUUUCAACGGUACCUUCCAGAGCUUGGAACGACUGGCAGCAGUCGCUGACAACAACGACGCGUUGCCACCGUCCUCCGAAACGCGCCUGCAUAACCUCUUUUCCCCGCAGUCACCCAUCGGAAAUGGAGUCAACGACCUGCCGCGCAUCAGCGGCAAGUCCAUGAUUGAUCAAGACCCAGAUGAAGAAACCGGUGAACUGCUGAAAGAUCCCGUUGGGUAUGCCGAGAAUGGGCAUUCCGCUUCUACAGCCAUCCCUCGUCGCUCCACAAACCCCCAAUUUCCCGUCUCCCGAUUUGCCAACAUGUCUCUAUCAAACAACAUGACAUCCCCACCACUGCCCAACUACGGCCCCGGGGGCGGCAGUGGAAAUGCAGCAAAUGGAGGACCAGGACGCAUGGGCAACUACGCAUACCCACAAAACGUGAACAACGGCAUGGGCGGAAAUCAUGGUUUCCACUACGGCAACCAGCACAAUCCCCGCCAUAGUCUCCCCGCCGCCAACCCGAAUGACCUGAACCCGCCCUGCAACACCCUAUACGUGGGUAACCUGCCUCCAGACACCUCGGAGGAGGAACUCAAGGCGUUGUUCUCUAAACAACGUGGGUACAAGCGACUUUGCUUCCGCAACAAGCAGAACGGGCCCAUGUGCUUUGUGGAAUUCGAUGAGGUAGCCAUGGCCAGCAAGGCGCUCAACGAACUAUACGGGUACAAACUGUCGAACAGUGUCAAGACCGGCAUCCGUCUCAGCUUCUCCAAGAACCCCUUGGGUGUGCGUUCCGGCCAGCCAGGCAGCAUGGCGAAUCCCAACCACCUUUCUCCACAGGGUGUUGUCCCCGGAAACAACAACGUUGGUGCGAUCCACAACAACAACAACAACAACAACAACAGCAGCCAUAUGUUCUCCUCGGUGAACGGGCCACCCCCGGGUCUAGCGGCCCCUCCGGGAUUGAUGAUGCCGCUGGCAUUGCGAAACAAUGGACCUAUCCAUCCCUCCGCCAACCAUGCUCACCCCGCUAUGGCGAGCAACGGCUCAUUCAAUCCCAACGCGGGCCUGGGUAUUCGGGCCAACGGUAUGAACCCGAUGAUGUCGCCAACUCCUCCACUCGUCCACGGGAGUGGCACGCCUGGCCCCAAUGCGGGAGGCUAUAAUUCAUACUAUCCCGACUACAUGAUGGGUCGGUAA